Messenger RNA from Anoplopoma fimbria (sablefish), 3366 nucleotides. It is a transcript of the gene tmem161a, whose product is annotated as transmembrane protein 161A. The transcript is spliced from 11 exons. The record is from RefSeq and is a predicted model, not a curated record. Bases 88 to 1578 code for a protein of 496 amino acids. NCBI's taxonomy places the organism in Eukaryota, Metazoa, Chordata, Actinopteri, Perciformes, Anoplopomatidae.
GCUGUCAGACCUUCCUGCAUGUGAAGAAGAAGCUCUCCGCAGCAGCUAAUCUGGUCUUCUAACAACGUAUUUCUUUCAGGAGAAGAGAUGGCGCUGAUGGGAAUCCAGCUGGUGGUCAGCCUGCUGGCUGCCAGCAUCAUGCAGAGGAUGGCUCCACAUUGCUCGUUUGCACGCUGGCUCAUCUGCAAUGGCAGUUUGUUCCGGUUCAAACACCCGUCAGAAGGAGAGCUGUGUGCUCUGGCAGGGAAGCAGAUGCCCAAACAGACAAGGAGAGACAGGAGACAGAACGGGGAGAGUAAGCCUCUCACUGUGCCCAAAGACAUUGACCUUCACCUGGACAAAGCUCCAAUCAACGCUCUUGACGCGCUUGUGCUGCGUUUUUUCCUGGAGUACCAGUGGCUGAUAGAUUUUGCCGUCUAUGCAACGGGUGUCUUCCUGUUCACUGAGGGUUAUUACAGCGUUGUGGAUGCCAGCAAAGAGAUCAACAUCGGAGCCAUCUGGUGCAUCUUGACUGUUCUCUUCAGUGUAAAGACCCUUCACACUCUCAUGAGCCACUACUUCCUGUCUGAAGAGGGCGGCGAGCGCUCGGUGUGCCUUGCCUUUGGCUUCCUGUUGCUGCUCGUGGCCAUGCUGGUGCUUGUGGUCAGAGAGGACUACCUGGAGUUCGGCCUGGAGUCCGGCUUCUCCAGCCUCUUCGACAACUUGGAAGUCUUUGCCAAACAGCAGGGCUACGCUGACUGGUCAAUCCCAGUGACCAAGCUGACAGUGAAGCUCGGUCUGGCUGCCAUCUGUGCUUACAUCGGUGCUCUCCUGGCCUUCCCCGGCCUGCGACUGGCUCAGACGCAUCUAGAUGCCGUACAGAUGAACUCAGACCGACCACUCAUCCAGAUUCUGCUGCACAUUAGUUUCCUGUCUCCAGUCAUUGUGUUGGUUCUGUGGAUUAAACCCAUUGCAAGGGACUUCCUGGCAAAUGCACCUUUGGGAAAGACUUCAGUAACGAUAGUCUCCAGUGAAACCUUUGACAGCAUGCGCCUCUGGAUCGUGGUGGGGAUGUGUGUGCUGCGGCUGUUACUGACUCGUUACCACCUGCAGGCCUACCUCAAUCUGGCUCAGAAGUGGGUGGAGCAGAUGAAGAAGGAGGCGGGACGUAUCGCUGCUAUUGACAUUCAGAGAAAGGUCACCCGUAUCUUUUGCUACCUGACUGUAAUUACUCUUCAGUAUCUGGUUCCUGUUUUUCUCAUCCUCUUCUCCACACUGGCACUCAAGGCACUAGGGGACUUCUCCUGGUGCACCGGUGUAGAGCGGGCCCCCGGGGUGACCCCAAUAUUGGUGUUGCCCACUGCAGCGCCUGUGCUGCCCGGCGUUCUCGAUGAAGAUGAGGAGGGGAUGGAGGACAUGGAGGAGGACAUCCAGGCCACAGUGGCCCGCCUGUCGGAGGCCUUCACGGCGCUGCGCUCCGUCCUCACUCCGCUCUUCUUCAGAGGUCUCUUCGCCUUCCUGACGUGGUGGGUGGCGGCCUGCCAGGUCAUCAGCUCUCUGUUUGGUAUCUACUUCCACCAGUACCUCAUGCAGAACUAACUGAGGAGUGCCAUAGUGUUCUACCUGCAGUGCAGCCCCAGCCCUCUGCAGGUUAUUCUUUUGCAAACAGCACAAAAUCAGCUGAGGGGACAUUUAAUGAGAACACACAGCUACAGACAGAUUUCACUUUGUAUUUGGCUGCAACAGAAAGUUUGAUAAAGGUUUUUUUUUUGUUUUUUUGCGAGGAGAGAGGCGAUGGACACUGUGUUGUUGCAGCAUUGACUACCUUGUUGCCCUCAUGGCUUAUUGUGACCAGCAGGCUACUGGUAUCACUAACACAAAUGUACAGAGAGAACUGGGGUCUGUGUCACAAAGUAAGAUCAACUUAGUCUGGCUCUCUUUGGGUUAACUGGCUAUACUGAGUCUAACAUUAGACAUGAACAUUAUUUAAAGCUUUUAAUUAAAUGCAAACAUCAAAAGAACCAUGAGAGGAUUACUCAAUAUGAAACAGAGAUCCUCACAGGGAAAUGAGGUUGUUGUGUUAAAAAGUGAUAUUCAGUGAAUCACACAAGUAGGAUAGACAUGAAGCCUUAGAAAUAGGAAGAAUAAUUUCCUUUAUGGCUAUUUAUAGGUGUAAGAAUUAGGCAUUUUCAACAUGUUCAGUAGUCUAGAAAAGUGACAUUUUGUUGCUUUUCUUGUCUCAGUGUGAACAAACUAUUAUGAGUGAUCCACUUCAAGAAAAGCAUGUUGGCAGGUUUGGAUCUGAUCCUCUGAAGUUAGCCUUCUCUGGAGCAGGUUGGCCAUGCAGCAUAGGUUACCAUGGUGAUGUUCCAUCUUUGUGAUUCUGUCUGUUAAACAGGAGUUAAGCCCAAAGAUAUCCAGCUAACCCGCUAAUGUCACUUUAUGACACGGGCCCCCGGACAUCCUCCAGCUAUUUCAAUAUUUUCCUGCAACUUUUCAGAUGUAUCUAUGCCAAUGUUACCUGAACAGUUCUUAACUGAACAUUGUUUAAAUGCUGCAUUUUAAGAUGUUAAAUUGGUACCAGGAUAAGUAUUAGUACUUUAUCCCUGUGUAGAUAAGAUGUAUUUUUGUGAGGGACUCUUUGUCCCCAUAAAGGAACCGAUUCAAGAGUGCUAAAUGGUUUUUGUUAUCUUUUUUUUUUUUUUCUGCUGUAACGUUUUGAUUGCAAAUGUGUAGUAAAGCUCUGAUCCAUCGUAUGGGAUUAAAAUGUUUUAAUUCAAUACUAUUUGUGGCUGUUUAUCGGCCAAGAACGGAAGAGCUGUUGCUUUCUUCUCAAAGAGUUUCCUUCAGUAUUCCUAAGUGCCUGGGAGCUCAGGGGUUUUUGAGUCAAUUUAAAAAUCUCCUUUCUCCCUAAUCAUACGUAUUUAGAAUGAAUAUAAUCUGUUAAUGGAUGAAAUUAACACUCCAAACCUAUUUCAGUUUUUUCCUUUUUUUUUUAUUUUCAAACACUACUCACUGGCAACACUUUUUAUAGUUGCAGUGUCUUAAUUAGCUACAUCACCUUAAAGUGUUUUGCUGUUUUUAUUGCCAAUUAGUCAUGUACAUGUACGUCUAAUCAAAGCCUACUUUUUAUUAAUUUUGCGUCAGUGGCUUUUAUUUAUUUAUUUAUGAAACAUUGUCUAGAAUAACUUUUGUUAUUUAGAAAUGAUACAGAUGCUGUUUUUCUGUAGUUUUUUUGUAUUGUUUUGCGGCAAUUUGUUUGAUUUUUAGUGAGGGUUUUUUUAGAUAGUAUAUUUGAAUUGAAUGCUCUGAAAUCAUUAUACUGUGAACUCUAAAUGAAAUGAAAAAAUAUUUUUUUUGGAUUUUCUGAAUGCAUGGUGUGCAAAC